AAAGUUUAAAAACACUUGUCUUUCAGCCAGCGCGUCAUUUUCCCUACAGCGUCAAGGACAAGAGGCGAAAUGUUGUCUGUUCUCAGGAAAACUGUUACAACGAAUGCCGUUUUGCGGGCAGUUUGCCUAACCCCACUUUCUCAACGAAAAUUGAGCAACGGUCCAUCACAUAUUAAGACGGCACAAGCAUUCGAGAGUAUAUCAGGUGCUCUACUGGCAAAUCCCAGGACAGAAUAUCGAAACAUCCGCGUAUAUCAAGGCAAGAUAAAGGCUGUCAUUCUAGACUGGGCAGGAACAGUGCUGGACUGUGGUGUGUACUCGCCAGCCGUUGUAUUUGUUAAAGUGUUUGAACAAGAAGGAGUGCCAAUCACUAUGGAGGAAGCCCGUGAACCCAUGGGAAGGCACAAGAAGGUCCACAUUCGGAUGAUCACACAAAUCGACACUGUGCGAAGAAGAUGGAAGGAGAAGUUUGGUCGAAGUCCAACUGAAGAAGAUGUGGAAAGAAUGUUUGAAAAUUUUGUUCCAAUGCAACUGGCCUGUUUGGAAGAAUAUUCCGAAAUGAUCACAGGUGCAGUAGACACUGUUAACGUUCUCCAAAAAGACUGGGGGCUAAAAAUAGGGUCCACCACGGGGUUCACAACCCCUAUGGUAGAUAUCCUCAAGAAGAUCGCGGCAGAAAAUGGUUAUGAACCAGAUUGCUAUGUUGCCGCUGACGAAGUACCACAGGCGCGACCAUUUCCUUAUAUGGUAUGGUUGAACGCCAUACGAUUGGAUGUGAAUCCGAUUUCGGCCAUAGUAAAAGUUGAUGAUACAAAAGACGGUGUGCGAGAGGGAACAUCAGCAGGUUGUUGGAGUGUUGGCCUGGCUAGAACGGGAAAUUACGUGGCAUUGAAUGAGGAUGAAAUAAACGAACUGAGUGAGGAGGAGUAUGAACUGAAGAUUGCGAAAUCGUACGAAACCUUGGCGAACGCUGGCGCACAUUACGUCAUUGAUAGUAUUGCUGAACUACCACCCGUAAUUGAAGAUAUCAACCGCAGACUGGCUGCGGGCGAACGACCUUGAACGAUCAUUUGUAGUUGAACACCGCACAAGUUUUUAAUUUUAUUUACGACUUAUAAGAAACUAUAUCUGUUUCUUAGAUUUAAGAUAGUGGCACGUCCCAUUGAUUCAAUUGUUUAGACAUUUUGUUAUGUUUAUUUAUACAGCAAAUUAAGGCGAAUGCUUUUGAUUGAUUAUUGGUAGCUAACAGGGUGAGAACACAAACAGUCGAGUAGACCAGUCACAAUAUUUUAAUGCAGCUGAAUGCAAAAUGUAAAAGUUUGGAACGUGAUUAUGCUUUAGUUAACGCUAUUGCAUUGACGAGAAUAUCAAAAUUAUUUAUGUAAUAAAAAUUUUAUUAUAUCGAACAAGACGAAAUUAGUGAGAAAUUAUCAAGUGUAUGUUAGGAUUUUAUUAUGCAAUUGCAAUAGUAAAACCAUUAUAAUUAAGAUAAUACAAGUUUAACAAUAAAAUCCGAUGAUG
Dendronephthya gigantea is the source of this 1521-nucleotide messenger RNA. RefSeq names its product phosphonoacetaldehyde hydrolase-like. The transcript is spliced from 5 exons. Lineage: Eukaryota; Metazoa; Cnidaria; Anthozoa; Malacalcyonacea; Nephtheidae. Gene Ontology annotation, cellular component: cytosol. Gene Ontology annotation, biological process: dephosphorylation; organic phosphonate catabolic process; DNA repair. The record is from RefSeq and is a predicted model, not a curated record. The coding region runs from base 70 to 1062 and encodes 330 amino acids. Gene Ontology annotation, molecular function: phosphonoacetaldehyde hydrolase activity; phosphoglycolate phosphatase activity.